GGUCUCUUUCUCUCUCUCAACAUAUACCUAUACAUGCAUGUAUCUGUAUCUCUAUCUGUAUCGAAGUACUCUCCAAUACCUUUAGUCAAUCUGUAUGUUGUUUUGGGGUCCUGAUUAAUGCCCUUUCUUUCUGUUGCUUUCUCCUUGUUAAAGUUUUGGUUUUUAUUUAGAAACCGGAUUAAUUAGGCGUUUUUCCUAGUUUGACCAGAAAUUAGGGUUUUCAUUUUGGUUUUUACAUGUUGUUAAGGGGAAGGAGACGAUGGAUUCAAUGAUCCUGGACUUGAAUUUGGGUCCUUCUCGUUGUUUUCUAUUUGAAGACCAGAUUAAUUAGCCAUUGUUGUUUAGCUUGAACAACAAAUUGGGGGUUUUCUUUUGUUUUACUUACCUGUUUUUGAAGUUAGGUUCUUUAUCUGAAACCAAACAAUUUUGGGCGUUUUUUCAUUGGUUGACCGAAAGGGAUUAGGGUUUUGAUUGGUUCAAGGAGAAGUUAGGGUUUUUUGAAUUUUGGUUCUUGUUGAGCUAUAAUGGGGGACCAGACAACAAACACGAUGAAUCUGGACUUGAAUUUGGGUCCUUCUCCGUCACCUGACAAUGAUGUGCAGGCAUUGGGAUCGUUGUCCAAUGAGUCCGUCAAUUUGGAGGAUUGGAUAGACAGUCGUGUUAAUCGUGUUCGGGUUAGAGACAAUUUAAGGCUGAGAGCUAGGCAGAGGUGGCGAUACAUGCGGCGACAAGUUCCGGUGUCGCCUGAAACAAGAAACAUUGCCCUAGACUUGAUGGUCAGUUCUACUAAUGUUGUUGGUGUCACCUUGCAGACCGGGGAAGGUAGCGUCUCCCCGGAAGAAAGAAAUGGGGAGAAAACAUGUGAGAAUAAUGUGACCCACGUGGAGAAUGAACAGUUUGGGAAGAAGGAAGAUGAGGAAAAGACUAAUUCUGAGGAUGGUAGCUUUUUCGAUUGCAAUAUAUGCUUGGAGUUGGCAAGAGAGCCUGUUGUGACUUGUUGUGGUCACUUGUUUUGUUGGCCUUGCAUUUACCGUUGGCUAAAUGUUCACUCGGACGCCAAGGAGUGUCCUGUGUGUAAGGGAGAAGUGACGGUUAAGAAUGUUACCCCGAUAUACGGCCGUGGAACGAACACUCACGAUCCGGAAGAGGAUCCAAGUCUUAAGAUACCCCUUAGGCCCAAUGCAAGGCGAGUUGAGAGCUGGAGGCAAACUAUUCAGAGGAAUCCAUCUCCAGUGGAGGAAAUGAUGCGGCGUUUUGUCCAAAUCCCACCGCAGAAUACAGGGAGUAAUAACAACUCGUUACUCAAUCGGAUUCUGACUUCUAGGGGAAUGCGCGGAGAACAGAGUACAGUGGUGCCACCAGAAGAUGUGGUUGAUGUUGAUUUAACGCAGAACAUCCCUACAAAUUCUGAUGCGGGUGAGAGUCGUUGGCUUUCAUCCCUUUUACUUAGAAGAUCGCAUAGAGCUGCGACGAUUUCUAAUCUUACAUCUGCUUUGAGUUCAGCGGAAAGGAGAGUGGAGUCGUACUUUCGCUACCAUCCUGUUGAAAGAUAUGAGGAGCAGCCUCUGGGGGUUGAUGAUAGGGAUUCUGUUUCAAGUAUUGCGGCGGUGAUACACUCAGAGAGUCAGACAGUGGAUACUGCAGUUGAAAUAGAUUCAAGGGUUUCUGUUUCUACUUCAUCAUCGCGGAGAAGAAAUGAUGCUUCAAGAGUUUCAGAUGUGGACAGUGGCGAUUCCAGACCACAUAGAAGGAGGAGAAUGAACUGAAAAAUGGCCUCACCAUUUAAUAAUGAUUCCAGAAUCUCAUGAGGAUUUAGGAUUCUUAUCAUAUUUGUAUGUUUUUCGUGAAACCUUUCUGAACUUUUCUGAUUAGAAUAUGCAGUUGGCAGCAUUAUUGCUCUCGUUUAAGUGGUCUGUAGUUUCAGUUUGUUUGGAAACUCAAAUAUAUGUUGAAGCAAACCAGGCCCAGUUAAUUGUUGCCCCUGUACUUAUCAUGUAUUUGUAUCAUAGGCUUCAUUAUCUUCA
Messenger RNA from Rhododendron vialii, 2024 nucleotides. RefSeq lists its product as uncharacterized. Gene Ontology annotation, cellular component: endoplasmic reticulum. The transcript has a single exon. Lineage: Eukaryota; Viridiplantae; Streptophyta; Magnoliopsida; Ericales; Ericaceae. The record is from RefSeq and is a predicted model, not a curated record. The coding region runs from base 525 to 1766 and encodes 413 amino acids. Gene Ontology annotation, biological process: ubiquitin-dependent protein catabolic process. Gene Ontology annotation, molecular function: ubiquitin protein ligase activity; ubiquitin-like protein conjugating enzyme binding; metal ion binding.